AGGGAGGGGCCGAGGCCAGGAUAGAUUUCCCUUGCAACAAUCUCGGUCUUUUAAAAGCUCAGAGCUGAGCUGCAGGACAGUUCGCACAAACCUAUCCGGGCCUUCUUUUUCUGUUACUCCUUCUUCUAAGAGCUUUGUCCUGAAGACCACCCACCUUCAGAGGCCUGACUUCUAAUUUACCUGCAUGUGUGAAGGAUAAAGAUGGAUUCUGAAGGUUCAUGUGUUCAAGACGAUCCAGAUGUCAAGCUGAUGAUGGCGGGGUCGACUCUGAGAAAAGUCAAGUCCCGCUCAUGGAAGAAACAGCGACAUUUCCGACUUCUGGAGGACAGCUUGACAAUCUGGUACAAGUCCAGAUGGGUGGGGAAAGGCCACUCUACCUUCUCAGUGACAGAGCUGGAAGUGGUCCGUGAGGGACAUCAGUCUGAGGUCCUGCUGAGCAUCGCAGAUGAGUUUCCCGCUGACCUGUGCUUCACCUUGGUGUUUCACGGUCGCCAAGGCAACUUGGACCUUGUGGCCGAGUCUCCGGAGGAGGCUCGGGCCUGGAUCCAGGGAUUGCGCAAACUCAUUCACAAGGUCCAAACGAUGGAUGAGCAGGAGAGGCUGGACCAAUGGGUCUGGGACUGGUUCCAGAAAGCUGACAAAAACAAAGACGGGAAGAUGGACUUCAAAGAGGUGAAGAAGCUGCUGAAGAUGAUGAAUGUAGACAUGAAUGAAGACCAUGCUCUUCAUCUUUUCACGAUGGCCGACAAAUCAGGGAGCGGCUGUUUGGAAAUCGAGCAGUUUGUUCACUUCUAUCAGAUGCUGACUCAGAGGGAUGAGGUGUGGAGGGUGUUCCAGGAUUAUUCAGAAGAUGGGGAGAGGUUAAUGUUGGAGGAGCUGGAAAACUUUCUGAGGAUAGAGCAGCACGAGGGAGACCAGAGCCCCCAGCACGCCAAGGAGCUGAUCGAGCGCUACGAACCCUCUGAGACAGCCAUGAAACAAGUUGCCAUGUCCUUAGACGGCUUCCAGAUGUACCUGUGCUCCCCAGAGGGCUCCAUCUUUAAUCCAGAUUACCUGAAACUCCACCAGGACAUGAACCAGCCACUCAGCCACUACUUCAUCUCCUCUUCCCACAACACCUACCUGCUGGAAGACCAGGUGGUGGGACAGAGCAGCUUGGAGGCCUACAUCCAGGCGCUGAAGAGAGGAUGCCGCUGUGUAGAAGUAGACUGCUGGGACGGCAGCGACGGGGAACCUGUUGUGUAUCAUGGACACACUCUGACCUCAAAAAUUCUCUUCAAAGACAUUAUCUCAACAUUAAAAGAGUACGCCUUCAGGGCAUCGGACUUCCCAGUCAUUGUGUCCCUUGAGGAUCACUGUGGUGUGGAGCAGCAGACGCUUAUGGCCCAACACCUUACACAAAUCUUGGGUGACAUGCUGUUGACCGCCCCUCUGAAUGGACAGAUCCCUCAGCAGCUUCCUUCACCACAGGAGCUGAGAGGCAAGAUUUUGCUAAAAGCCAAAAAAAUUGGUGGUCUGGAGGAGUGUCUGGAUGAAACCCUAACAGAUGAAGUCAGUGAUGAUGAAGACACAGUCGAUGGUGAUGCUGAGAGCCCUGGUGCAGAACAACCGGCCGAGAAGGGCAAGAAGAAGUCCAAACUGUCCAGGGAGCUCUCAGACUUGGUGGUUUACUGUAAAAGUGUGCACUUCCAUGGGUUUGAGCAUACUCGUUCUCACUACAAGUGUUACGAGAUGUCUUCAUUCUCUGAGUCCAAGGCAAAGAGGCUCGCUAAGGAAGCAGGGCCCGAGUUUGUGCAGUACAACGCAUGGCAGCUGAGCAGGACCUACCCCAGCGGUCUGAGGACAGACUCCUCCAACUACAACCCCCAGGAGAUGUGGAAUACUGGCUGCCAGAUGGUGGCUCUGAACUUCCAGACGGCAGGUCUGGAAAUGGAUCUGAAUGAUGGGCUCUUCAGGCAGAACGGCUGCUGUGGUUACGUCCUCAAGCCAGACUUCAUGAGAGACGGCAACACUGAGUUCAGUCCAGAGAGACCCGCGGAGUGGCUGGGCUACAAGCCACUUCGUUUAUCAAUCAAGGUGAUAAGUGGCCAGCAGCUACCAAAGGUGAAUCAGAAGGAAGGAUCCAUUGUAGACCCGCUGGUCAGAGUGGAGAUCUAUGGCGUACCACAGGACCAGGCCAAAGAAGAGACCAGUUACAUUAAUAACAACGGUUUCAAUCCAGUGUGGAAUGAGACUCUAAACUUUGUCAUCCACACCCCUGAGCUGGCGCUGGUUCGCUUCGUGGUGGAGGACUAUGAUAAGGCGUCCAGGAACGACUUCAUUGGACAGUUCACGCUUCCUUUUACCUGCAUUCAAGCAGGAUACCGCCACAUACAUCUGUUGUCUAAAGAUGGAACUUCUAUCCCUCCCUCGUCACUCUUCAUCAACAUCAGCAUUUCAGAGCUCACAUGACGGGAUGUGAGGACGUGAAGCCAGAAGUGGGUUAGACGUCUGG
Messenger RNA from Melanotaenia boesemani (Boeseman's rainbowfish), 2494 nucleotides. It is a transcript of the gene plcd4b, whose product is annotated as phospholipase C, delta 4b. The coding region runs from base 202 to 2451 and encodes 749 amino acids. Gene Ontology annotation, molecular function: calcium ion binding; phosphatidylinositol-4,5-bisphosphate phospholipase C activity. The record is from RefSeq and is a predicted model, not a curated record. NCBI's taxonomy places the organism in Eukaryota, Metazoa, Chordata, Actinopteri, Atheriniformes, Melanotaeniidae. The transcript is spliced from 16 exons. Gene Ontology annotation, biological process: lipid metabolic process; intracellular signal transduction.